Molecule: messenger RNA, 1671 nt
Organism: Trifolium pratense (red clover)
Lineage: Eukaryota; Viridiplantae; Streptophyta; Magnoliopsida; Fabales; Fabaceae
Exons: 7
Coding region: 147-1364 (405 amino acids)
Source: RefSeq, a predicted model, not a curated record
GUCUUGAUAUAUUUUGCUUGCAUUGUCUUUUUUUUUCUCUUUCUCUCUUAUUUUUUUUUUUUUGGAAAAAUAAAAAAAAAACAGAAGAAAAUUUUACAGUCACAAAUUCAAACAAACAAUCGAGUAGUGUCAGUUUCUCACCUGUAAUGAUUGAAAAAAUUGAAUCAAAAUUGGAACUUGACAAGACAGAAGAAGGUGACCUAGGAAAAGACAACAAUGUAACAACUGUUGAAACUGUUUCAAUUUCAGAACCAAAUGAACAAAAAUUGGUUUUGAAGGUUGAAACUGAGGAGGAUGUUGAAGUUAAUAUAAUUGGGAAUUGUGGUUUGAAAGGUGUUGAAGAUAAUUGUGUGGAUAUUAUUGAGAUUGAGAGUUCUAGCUCCAGUUCUUUUGAUGGUACAGGAUCUGAUACUGAGCUCAGUGAUUUUGAUGAUGAGGUUGAAACGCGGCAGCGCGAGGAGUGGCGUAAGUAUUUGAGAAAGAGAAAAGUGACUGAUCAUUGGAGGAAGUUCAUUCGUCCUAUAAUGCUGCGCUGUAAAUGGGUAGAGCUGAAACUGAGGAAACUUAACGCCAAAGCACGGAAAUAUGAAAAAGAGAUCGCGGCAUACGAUCAACAAAAACAGCUUGAUUUCUUGAAGUUUGCAGUAGAUGAUUUUGAUGUCAAGUCAGUACCUAGAUCUGAAGGAAUUCAAAGGUAUAAAGUCAUGAGGAGAAAGAGAAGGAAGAGAGCUGAAGAAGAAUGUGAUCCAUCAUCAUAUAUGUCAAACCAUCGUUUAUUCUCUUACUAUGAGAAUAACAACCGAGAUAAUGUUGCUCCCGUGGAAGAUCUUCCAAGUGAUGUUGUGAGUGAUAUUGAUUUUGCUGAUAAUGUUCGGGAGUUCAAGGUGAAUAGUAUGCGGUCUUCUGUAGAUCAUCAUAAUGAUGCUGAUAAGUCUGCAAUUGACACCAUUGAAACUAUUGAAGAAUUGUUGUCAAAAGUUGAGAAAUUAAAAACUCGGAUUAAUACUGUGAUGAAUGAAAAUCCAGGUAGUUUUGUUAAGGCAGAGGUGGAAGAUUCACUUCCGACCGACAAUGCAUUACGAACUCAUGAAGCAAAAGCUCCUUUGAUUGAAAAUAUCAACAAUCAAGUUAUAAUUCAGAAUCAGACAGCUAAGAAAGAGUUGCAUGAUUUUACGAAUGUUAUAGUAAAGUUUGAGGAUAAAUCAGUUGAAGAGCAGAAAUUCAUAGCUGCAGCUCAAGUUUCAGACUCUGACAUUGACACUAAGAAUGUUGUACCUAACAUUGGUUCUAUUAAAGCAUGUUCAUCAUCUCAGACUCAUUUCCCUAGGAACACAAGGAGGGUAAAGAGGAAAUUUGGCCCUUAGAAUUGAAGCAGGAGAUAACUGGUGCCAUUGAAUAUGUAAUUGUUAUUUAUUCAUUAAAGAGCUUGUGGAUACAAUGAUUUACAACAUCAUCAUCAUGUGUAAAUUGUGGUUUACUUGGUAUAUAUUUAACUGCAUCAAGAAAAGAUAUUUUUACAUUAUGUGAAUAUGGAGAGCAUACUCUUUCUUCAAGGAUGCUUUUAAUUUUAUCUAUUGGAGAAAUCUUGUAUAAGGGGGUAUUGUUUGUUGAUGUACUUGGUGAUUAUUAUUAUUAUUACUUCAAUAACUGAGUGGAUAUUUUCUUUUUUUA